This is a messenger RNA of Mycetomoellerius zeteki, 648 nucleotides long. RefSeq lists its product as uncharacterized. NCBI's taxonomy places the organism in Eukaryota, Metazoa, Arthropoda, Insecta, Hymenoptera, Formicidae. The record is from RefSeq and is a predicted model, not a curated record. The coding region runs from base 1 to 594 and encodes 197 amino acids. Gene Ontology annotation, biological process: replication fork processing; mitotic DNA integrity checkpoint signaling; DNA double-strand break processing. Gene Ontology annotation, molecular function: DNA topoisomerase binding; histone H3K36 methyltransferase activity; histone H3K4 methyltransferase activity. Gene Ontology annotation, cellular component: condensed chromosome; site of double-strand break; nucleus. The transcript is spliced from 2 exons.
AUGGCUCGGGAAGAGGGUACAACAACGAACGGAGCGGCGGAAGGAGACGAGGAGGACGAGAUGAACCGAGCAGGGAAAAGAGGGAAGAAGAGAAGAAGCAAGAGCGACGUUGUCAAAUAUCUCCCUUCCGCUUUUUUGUCUUUUGAAUUUCGCGGCUAUGUACAAAGCGCUACAGAGGUCGUAUCUGGCAAUACUAUACACCAUUUCAAAGGUCUUGACAUAACCUACAAAACGACGCUAUGCAUGAUUAGUUUGGAUAUUGCGUUCAACAGUUAUAGACGUGUAAACAUGGAGUUCACUAACGCCGAAAUUCGCGCUAUUUCGUUGAUGACUCGUCAGAAGCUACGGGAGCUCGGAUGGGAGGUUUUAUCGCAUCCACCAUAUAGCCCGGACAUAGCGCCAAGUGAUUACCACCUGUUCUUGUCCAUGGCGAACGCCCUUGGUGGUGUAAAGUUGAACUCAAUACAGGAUUGUGAAAAGUGGCUGUCCGAGUUCUUCGCAAGUAAGGAGGGGGGCUUCUACGAGGGGGGUAUUAUGAAGUUGCCGUCUAGAUGGAAACAGAUUAUCGAACAAAACGGCGCAUAUUUGAACUAAAUCCGAUCACUGUAACACUUUUUAAAGAGCAAUAAAGCGGAAGGGAGAUAUUUG